Patiria miniata (bat star) is the source of this 3475-nucleotide messenger RNA. RefSeq names its product very low-density lipoprotein receptor-like. The transcript is spliced from 9 exons. NCBI's taxonomy places the organism in Eukaryota, Metazoa, Echinodermata, Asteroidea, Valvatida, Asterinidae. The coding region runs from base 79 to 2544 and encodes 821 amino acids. Gene Ontology annotation, molecular function: protein binding; calcium ion binding. The record is from RefSeq and is a predicted model, not a curated record.
UUAUAGGAUUGACCCUCAGAGUUUUGAGCUCUCAGGAGUCCGUUAUUCUAUCGAGGAAAUCCUUCAGUCAACCAACCGAUGUUUUUAUCAAUGAUGGCGCAUACGUUGAGGACAUCAGUGUUAUUGGUGUUACUAGCGGUGUGCUUAACAGGAGUUAGAGCUGAGGUUACGUGCCCGGCCAACGAAUUCACUUGCAACAAUCAGAGGUGUAUUACAAUCCGCUGGCGCUGUGACCAGGAGGAUGAUUGCGGUGACAACUCAGACGAGCAGGGUUGCCCCGAACUCACCUGCGCCGAGACCGAGUUCCGCUGCAACAACUCCGUCUGUAUCCCCCAGCGCUGGGCCUGUGACGGGGAUAGUGAUUGCUCGGAUCACUCGGACGAGGCUUCGUGCGGGCAAACGCCCUCCAUGCGCUGCACUGAAGGAGAGUUUACUUGCACCUACGGGGACUGCAUUCCCGAGUCGUGGCACUGCGACGGGGAUAGGGACUGUACUGAUGGAUCGGAUGAGCUGGAUUGUCCUGAGGUAACUUGCCCAGCCAACGCAUUCACUUGCAACAAUCAGAUGUGUAUUUCAAUGCGCUGGCGCUGUGACCAGGUGGAUGAUUGCGGUGACAACUCAGACGAGCUGGGUUGCUCCGAGCCCCCCUGCGCCCCGACCGAGUUCCACUGCAACAACUCCGUCUGUAUCCCCCAGCGAUGGGUCUGUGACGGGGACAGUGAUUGCGUUGAUCAGUCGGACGAGCCAGCUUCGUGCGGGCAAACGCCCUCCAUGCGCUGCACUGAAGGAGAGUUUACUUGCACCAACGGGCACUGCAUUCCCGAGUCGUGGCACUGCGACGGGGAUAGGGACUGUACUGAUGGAUCGGAUGAGCUGGAUUGUCAUCUGGAGAUUUGUGCUGAAUUCCAGUUUACUUGUGACAAUGGAAUGUGCAUUAACGGAUCCAAACUGUGCGACUCUGUCGGUGAUUGUGAUGAUGGUUCUGAUGAGGCCAGAUGCUCUGUACCUGCAAAUCGUUGCCAUGAGCACACUGAGUUCCAAUGCCCAAACGGAGCCUGUAUUUCAAUGGACCAGGUCUGCGAUCAGCAGAACGAUUGCGGAAGCUGGGAGGAUGAACCAAUGGGCACCAUUUGUUAUACCAACGAGUGUGAAGAAAACAACGGAGGCUGCCAUCACAUCUGUAACGACCUCCCUAAUGGUGCCUACUGCUCCUGUCGCUCCGGCUACGAGCUCGUCAACGAUCUCUGUGUCGACAUCGACGAAUGUGAGACCAUCCCUGGCAGCUGCAGUCAGGGCUGCGACAACUUAGAAGGUCACUACAAGUGUAAUUGCGACGACGGCUACAUCCUGGAGAACAACCAGUUCUGCCGAGCCACGGGACCUGACCCUCUGAUCUUAUUUGCCAACCGACACGACAUCCGUUCAUUUGAUGCCCAUACCAAAAGCUAUACGCUGCUCUACUCCAACCUUGAGAGUGUCGUGGCUUUGGACUUUGACGUGCAGACCAACACACUCGUGUGGACAGACGUGGCUGAUGAAAAAAUCUACAAGGGCGUGAUCCAGACUGACGACACAAACACUCCAACUACGCUCGUGGACCGCAUCGAGACUGCUGAUGGUAUCGCCAUGGAUUGGAUCUAUCGUAAGGUCUACUGGACCGACACUGGUAGCAACUCGGUGGGCGUGACAUGCUUCAACACUGGCGACACAAAGACUCUCUAUACUGAGAACAUCGACGAACCAAGAGCUAUUGUUGUGGAUCCAGAAUCUGGGUUCAUGUUUUGGACGGAGUGGGGACAGCACCCGCUCAUUGAGAGGACAGGCAUGAACGGCGACUUCCGUUCCUCGAUCGUUACUAUUGAGAUACAGUGGCCCAACGGCAUGGCCAUCGACUAUGCAAGUGAGAUGCUGUACUGGAUCGACGCCAAGCUACAUACCCUCAGCACCGUAGAUUUCAACGGCAACAACCGCCGCACCAUCCUGGAGAGCCACUCCCUCCUGCCUCACCCGUUCUCCAUCUCCGUCUUCGAGGACCACGUCUACUGGACGGACUGGAACAGAGAGUGCAUCACGAGAGCUAAUAAAUUCACCGGCAUGGAUCGGGAAACACUCCUGACAAAACUCUACUCACUCAUGGAUAUUAAGGUCUACCAUCCACUCCGACAGCCAAACCGUACAUCAAGCCGUUGUGGAAGCAACAACGGUGGUUGUUCCCACCUAUGCGUUGCUGCACCCCAAAUAUCAGAGGCCUCAGCUACAUACAGCUGUCUCUGCCCCAACGGCAUAUCUCUCCUUCCAGACGAGCGUACCUGUGAAGGUUCCUUCCCCAAACCAACCCAUACCAACACGCCUGAACCCAACCCCAAGCCCACGACCAUGACCUAUGACACCAACAUGCCUAACUCCAAGUUCGUACAUCCUGAUGACAUCAACGUGGUCACACAGAAACCACAAGUGUACACAUUAAGUGUAUACAAAAUAUUACACAGGCUGUGUGAAAUGUUACGUAUUUGCAAUGUGCCGUACGAACCUCUUAAUGAAUAGUAGUUAGGUAAAACUUAAUAGUUAGGCACAACAGGCGUUGGGUAAGGUUUUUAACAAUUUUUGGUAAAAUUGUACUUCGAAAACUUGUAAAUUUAGUUAGUUUUGGUAAAAAGAGCCAUGACCCCCUGCUAUAAAAAACAUAUUUAAACAAAUAAUUAUAAAGACAUUUAACGAACGCUAACCCGACGCUAAUUACGAGUAGGAGUACGAAAUACGAGUAUGUGUAUUAGGUUGUUCGAAAUUCCUCUCAAAAAGUCUUAAAAACUUUUCCUCAAAUAAUUCAGGGGGAAAGGGGCUAGUGGUCGCCUCAGAUUGCACCACAGAGCAUCUGUGGUCCAAAUUUUCCUGGGGUCCUUAAGCGGGCCGCGGACCCCAUGCCGUAUAAAACCCAUUUUUUGACCAAUAAAAUCUUUGUACUGUGUUGCGUUUCGCAAGAAGUAAAAUCAGGCAAUACAAAGGAAUAAAAAACAUACAAGGCAAAAUAAAAAUUGAAUACAUGUAAUUAACUUAGUCCACUAGACAUUUAUAAAGCAGGCAACAAUUUUUUGGUAGUAGGGGCGGAUCCAGUGGGGGGACAAGCCCCCCAUUUUGUUCCUUCAAAAAUUAAAGCAAGAUUCAGAAAGUAAGAGAGAAUAUUAAUAGAGAGGUAUAUUAAUAGAGAGGUAUAUUAAUAUCUUUGUAAAAAAAUAGGUAAAGUUUUACAGAAUCUUUGGUAAAAAUUUGAAAGAUUAAAAUGUAUCUAUCCAUUACGAUUAGGUAGAGUUGUUGCCCUAUAUACUUGUAAGUAGAGUUUCUUUAAUUAAAUAAUUACAUUUCCAUUUAUAUAAUUAAGUGACGUCUGAUUCCUCUCAGUGACUAGAUCCGGAAUGGCGAUACUCCCGGUUGAAUAAGUGUUGGUCCAAUCUUACUUUCUUCUCAGAAACCAAAACAA